GUGUGUUUGUGUAUAUAUUUCAUAAAAAAAUUGUAUUUUAAAAACAAACCCUCAUUAAAGUAAACAAAAAAAAAAAAAAAAAACAAUUACAUAAGCAAUAUAGUGUUAAAAUAAUUAUAAAAUAAUUAGACUUGUGUUUGUUAAUAUUUCACCAAUUAUUGUUAAUAAAUAAUUUAUUUAUAUGAUAAUUGUCGACGUGUAAAAUGGCGUGGUUCGGUGAUGGACUUUCUAGCCUUUCAAAUUUAAAAGGACAAAUAACAAAUUUUACAAAAGAGGUUUUAUCUGACAGUAUAAAUGACGAACAAGGUGUCAUUAGAGAGACAAGUCAAAAUAAUCCAAUGGAUUUACAAGAAUUACUUAUGUCCCGAGAUGCUGAGAUUGCAUUGUUACGUCGACAAAAUUGUGAACUUCAAAAAGCUGUUGUUGAAUUUAAUUCACCUACAAAUAAUGACAAAGCUGAAAAAGAUGAUGAAAAUGAAGGUGGAUUUUUUUGGGAUCCACCAAGGGUUAAUAAUUACGAAAAAAUUAAAAAUAAAAAUGCUGAUGAUGGAUCCAUUCAAGCCACCAUAAAAAUGGAUCAAUUGACAAACAUUGAAUCGGUGACAAGUCCAGACCAGAAUGACGAGUUCAUGGACAAUAACCAUAAGUCUGAACUUAGACGUGUCAAACAAGAUAUGCUUGAGUGUAUAAAUAAAAUGGAAAGCAGUGGUGGUGAUGGAAAUAGCUCAGAUAAAAAAAUUGAUGAAUCAAUAUUUAUCAAUGAUUUACGUGUAGCUUUGUCAAAGCUAAAAUCACCAGAGAAAUUAAAAUUAUUACAGUCUGUACUGUCGACACUUGAGAAAGAAUACAACUGUCCAGAAAAAUCAAAUGGAAUGAAAGAAAAUGAAAAAUAUUUAGUGGAUAGGAUAAAACAACUUGAAGAAGAAAAGGAAAAUUUAACAGCUGGAAUUGAAGAACUUGAUAGACAACAUAAUGAAUCAAUUGAAAAUAUAUUAUCAUUAAAGAAUGAGCUUCAAAAAAAGCAUCAAUCAUUACAGGUGGCAUAUGAAAAAUUAUAUGUUGAUUUUAAUAAAUCCCAAGAGCAGCUAGAAUUGUUAGAAUCAAGUAAAAAUAAAUUCACUGAUAUUAAAUUAACAGAUGAAAUAAUACAAACUGAUAGAAAUAAUGAUGAAACAAUGGACAAUAUAAAGCUACGUGUUAAUGAAAUUAUAAAAAAUAUUUCUAUUGAAAAGCCAGAUGAUAAUGAAACAAUAUUCGAAAUGAUUGCUAAAAAAUUAGUUGAUACUGAAUGGAAAAAAGAAAUGCUUGAACGUGAAUUUAAUGAAACAAAUCGUGAGCUAAGAGAUGCAUGUGAAUUUCGUGAUUCAUUACAAGUUGAUUGUUGUGAUCUUCAAGGACAAAUUGAAUCACUUGAGCAUGAAUUACAAUCAAUGAAAUUAAAUUUACCAUCAAUACCAGAAGGUAAUGAAGAAAUUGAAACAAUGUCAAGUGAAUUAAAACGUUUACAGCUUGAAAAUGAUGAAUUAUUAAAAAUUAAAAUAACGAAUAACAAUGAAAUAAAUGAUCUUAAAAAACAACUUGAAUUAUUACAACAAAAAUCAUCAACAACAUCAAGUAAUGUCGAAACAAUAAAUAAAUAUGAAAAAAAUGAAAUUGAAAUAAAUGAUAAUAUUAAAACUUAUGAAGAUAAAAUUUUAAAACUUGAAAAUACAAUUUCAAUACUUGAUGAUAAAUGUAAAAAUUAUGAAGCUAAUAAUAUUGCCUAUGAUAAAGCUAAAAAUGACAUUGAAAAAUAUAAAAAUGAUUUAAUAUUAUCAAUGGAAAAUACACUUGUGUUGGAGAAUAAAAUAAAAGAGUUAGAAAAUAUAAAAAAAAAUAUUGAUAAUGGUUUAUCAUCAUUGUCAUUGGACAAAAUGAAUGAUGAACAAUUAGAUGAUGCAUUGGAUUCACAAGUUGAUGAUACUAGCCAAAAUGAUAAAAAAUUAUUAAAAUAUCUUCAAUCACAAUUGGAAGCAGCUAAUACAGAACGUGAUGAUUUGGAAUAUGAUUUAUUGAACAUGAGAAAAGAGCUUGAUGUUGCAUUAAAAGAAAUCUCUAAAUAUGAAACUGACUGUACACUUAUUCGUCAAGUUAAUGAACAAUUAACACAUAAAAAUGACGAGAUAUUACAACAGUUGAGUGCAAUUAAUCUUGACAGUUCACAGCGUAUUGAUGAUCUUCAAUUACAAAUUGAUAAUUUACAACAAGAACAUACAUUUCUACAAGAAGAAAGAGAAGCUGAAAAAGUUGAACUCAUAGAAAUUCGUUCAAAGUGUUAUCAGCUUGGUGCAAAGUGUCUUGAAAAAGAUGAAGAAUUACAUAAAUUACAAGAAAAAUACAACUGUCUUGAAAAUGAUUAUUUAUUAAUUAAAAAAAAAUCAGAAUCAGAUGAUGAAAAAAUUAAAUAUCUAGAAAAUGAAUUAUCAUCAAUGAAAAUAAAUAACAAUGAAGAUAAUAAGCAAUUAAUUGAUGAGCUAAAUGAAUUAAAAAAAAAACAUGAAGAAUCAGAAUUAAUGGCUAAAGAAACAAUUGAAAAAAUUUCGAAAUUAAUAAAUGAAAAAGAAGAAUAUAUUGAAAGUAAAAAAGGUGAAUAUGAAAGCCUAAUUGAACAAUUAAAUAUUGAAAAAAAUGAACUUGUUCGUCUUGUACAAGUUAAACACAAUGAAAGUUUACAGUAUCAUGCUGAGAUACAAAGAUUAACUCAAUUAUUUACUGAACAAACAACAAAAUAUGAUAAAUUAAUUGCUGAAAAUAAAGUAAAUAUUGAUUUAAUUAAAGAAAAAGAAACUCAAGUGUUAUGGGCACAAAAUGAAUUGCAAGUUGUUCGUAAACGUUUGACAAAUUUUGAGGAAAAAAAUAAUUAUGGUGAAACAUGUAAUGUACCAGAGCAUACAAUUAAAUUAUCACAAGUUAAUACAUUGAAUGAAAAAUGUAAUGCAUUAGAAGCAGCACUUGUACAAGAACAAUCGAAUAAUAGAUUAUUACAAAAUCAAUUGAAUGAUUGUCAAUUGAAAGAGACAAAUGCUGAAAAAGAAUUAGAAAGAUUGAGAACACAUUUAGUGGAAAUGGAAGCAAGUUAUACUGAGGAGGCACUUAUUAUUGAUCAAUCUAAACAAGAACUAGAAGCUAGAUUAUUACAAGCUGAAGAAAAAGUACAAAAUAGCUCAAAUGUUUAUACAUCAGCUAGUAUACGUGCAAAUCAACAGGUUGAAACUUUGCAACAACAAAUGACACUUAUUGUACAACAAAGAGAUGAAAUACAAGCUAAAUUAUCAGCAGCUGAUGAUAAAGUUGCAUCACAAACUGCAUCACUUACUAAUUUACAAAUUGUUCUUGAACAAUUUCAACGUGAUAAAGAAACUGAUAUACGAAAUGCAACUGAAAAAAUUCGCCAACAAUUAAAUUCAUCAUUUAAAAAACAAGAAGAAUUAACUGCUGAAAUUUCUUCAUUAAAGACACAACUUGCUGAGGCUAAAGAAUGCCUUCAAGCUGCAUCAAGACUGAGUGAACAGCUUGAAAAAAAAAGCGAAAGAAUUGAAGAAUUAAAACGAGAAGUUGAUAAUUUGAAUGAAUUUGUUAAUACUGCUGAUGAAAAAAUUCAAGAAGCUAAAAAAUGUGGUGAUGGAAAAGUUGACAAAAAUCUUGUUAAAAAUUUAUUACUUGGUUUAAUAUCAUCAUCAGCAUCUGAUAAAUCAUCAGUACUACGUGUAUUUAGUACAGUAUUAGAAUUUAAUGAUAAUGAAAAAGAAAAAGCUGGUUUAAAUCAUCCAACAAAUCAAGGUGGUUGGUUUUCAAAUUUACUUGGUGGUGCUAAUAAUUCAACAAAAGAUCAAGAGGCUUCAUUAUCAGCAGCAUUUGUUAGAUUUUUAGAGAGUGAAUCAAAACCAAUGAGAACAAUGCCAGCAUUACAAUUAACAAAUACACAAUUAUCAACACCUGGACAUAGUAGAAAACACUCAACAUCAUCACAAUCUGGUUUACUUUUAUCAAAUGUAACUCUUCCAUCAUUUCCUGAUUUUGUACCAUCAAGAAAUGAAGGCUCAAUACUAAAAGAAGUUUUAAAGGACAAUUGAUAUUAACAUUUUUUAAUUAUAUAUUAUAGCAAUUUAUUUUUUAAAUAAAUAUUAAUGUAUGAAAUACUAAUAAUAAUGCUUUAUAAUAAUUGUAUAAAUUAUCAAAGUGAUUUUUACUAAUUACUAUUGGAUUUAAAUUUUACAUUUAAAUCUAUUCAACAAUUUUUUUUAUUACAAUUUAUUCCAACAUUAGCAAAUUUAUAUUUUAAUUGUCAAGAUGACUUAAUAAUAUCAAUGUAAUUUAUGAUUUCCAUAUCAAAUUUAAUUUAAUUUUUAAAAUUUUAAAUAAUGCCAGCUUAAAGAAAUAAUAAUUCAAUAAUUGUUUUAAUUUUAUUUAAUAUUAUUUUGUUUUAAUUUAAAGAAAAAACAUUGUAUUAUUUAUUAUCAAAAAAAUAAAUUGCCACUUGAUUUAUAUUAAUAAAUAAACAAUUUAAUAUUUAUACUACUUGUUCAAAUCUCAAGGAACUUUUAUUGCUUCGUCUUGAAUAAUUAACUAUUCAUUUGCCAUGUAAAAAUUCAACUUUACCAAUGACAACAGUUAAA
This is a messenger RNA of Aphidius gifuensis, 4655 nucleotides long. RefSeq names its product thyroid receptor-interacting protein 11 (gene Gmap). Lineage: Eukaryota; Metazoa; Arthropoda; Insecta; Hymenoptera; Braconidae. The coding region runs from base 204 to 4112 and encodes 1302 amino acids. The transcript is spliced from 10 exons. Gene Ontology annotation, cellular component: Golgi apparatus. The record is from RefSeq and is a predicted model, not a curated record. Gene Ontology annotation, biological process: endoplasmic reticulum to Golgi vesicle-mediated transport; Golgi organization. Gene Ontology annotation, molecular function: small GTPase binding.